GAAAGACUUGCUCAGUUGGAAAUUUUUCUCUGUGCAGGAAGAAUUUGAUUCCAUCACAAGCUUCAUCAUCGUCGUUCUCGCCGGAGGGGGAAAAAAUACCUCCGCUGCAUAGAUUUCGAUAUAUUCAAUUUCGGUAAUUUCAGAGCUCGUAAUCACCUCGGAUUCGUCACGUAUUCGGAGCAGCAAGUUACCCUUUUUUUUCAGCUUCUUCUAGGUAAAUGCAUUAAUGAUUAUCAAUGCCGUUAUUGUACUGAUUUCUUCAUUUACGCAUUUAGUUUUUUUUUAAGAAGAGAGAAACUGGAUUUAGAAGAUUAAUUGUUUGGAUAAUGCUGUUUAGUGAUCUUUAAUAAUGUGUGUUUAUCUGAAUAAUUUUUAAACAAUCCCUAGCUGCUGUUGCUGUUUGAAGUUAGGAAAAGUGAUUUUAGCGCUGGUUUUUUCCAAUUUCUCAUGGCACAGUAGAAGAUUGAAGGAAACCGUAGUGAUUAAUGUAUGUUCUCCGUAAUGUUUUGAUGUCGAUGUUUUCCUCUUUUUUGUUUGUUUCAGCUGUUAUUUGUGCAUGUAUAUUGCAUAAAGUAUCACUAUUUUGAUUUCGCGGAUUUAUUUUUCUGAUUUAGUCCUGGAAACGUAUAUAGCCGUCAUUUUAGUGUUUUCUCUGUACCUAUGAUGUAUCAUUUUAGUGUUUUUUUUAAUGGUUUUUUUCCGUCAAAAUGGUAUAAUUUUUAUUCUAGUAAAUAGAAGUGCAAUACUUUUGACGGAUCUUAGAGAUUGAACUGUCUUUGUCAUAGUUAGAGUGGUGUUCAUCCAAGGUUCUGUUUCUAAGGAUAGCUUAUGAUUCCUUAGCAGGAUACCAAUAAUCUAGAUCCACUAGUAUUGGAUGAAAACUACGAGUUUGUAGUGGUUCUUCAUGUGGUUUUCAGUUUUGUAAUUUCUAAAUUUUAGGAAUUUAAAUGAUGCCAGGGAGUUUCAGUAAUAGAGUUUUGAGGUACCUGAGCAUGUUCAUUUGUGAUCUAUGAAUGAAACAAGUAGGGAACAUCGAUGAUGUAAAUGCACUGAAUUUUGGUUGUUUAUGUUUACUUUUGGACUGUAUAUUUGAUUACUUUAUUCCGACUUAUCACCAUUGGUAACCUGCUCCACCUAUCAUUUAGAUUUUCUGUGGAAAUAAUACUAGAUGAGAACCGAACAUGUAUCCAAGGAAAAUAGCAUUUCAAGAUUUCUAUGGAGGAAAAUUUGGCUCUUUUUUCUCAUGUUCUACAGGCAUGGCAUUCUAUAGAUGGUUUUAUCUGCUCGAAGCACCGAGCUUGAUGUAGCAGCUUAAAUGACUAACUUACAGCGAAACAGUGUUGCUGAGAGGAACAUUGAUCAGGCUAUUACAGCAUUGAAAAGAGGCUCGUAUCUACUAAAGUAUGGCCGCAGAGGGAAGCCAAAGUUUUGCCCUUUUCAGCUCUCUAAUGAUGAGACAACACUAAUAUGGUUUGUUGGUAAGGAGGAGAAACAGCUUCGACUGAAUCAUGUUUCACGAAUUAUACCUGGACAGCGUACUGAUGUAUUCCAACGUUUUCCUCGACCUGAAAAGGAAUAUCAAUCAUUUUCUCUUAUAUAUGGAAAACGAUCCUUGGAUCUGAUGUGCAAAGAUAAGGAUGAAGCAGAAAUCUGGUUUAUCGCCCUUCAGGCAUUGAUCUCAAAGGGGAAUUAUCAAAGAUGGAAAACAGAAGUAAAAGGUGAUGAUAUAUCAUCAGACACUUCAAGUGCUGAUGCUCAAAGGAAUAUACGGCCCACUGUGUCAACUGGCAGUGGAGAUGCUGCUUAUGAGGAUUCCAGACAAGUACAUAGAAACCUGCUUUCUCUUCAAAAGCCUCCACAGAAAAAAUUGGGAAGAGUAUUUUCGGAAUUCUUACUUAACAAUUCAGUGGAUUUUUCUCCUCAGAGAGAUUCUUUCACAAAUUCAACAAGCUCAAUGUCCUGCACAAAUACAGAUGAUGUAAGUGGGCAAAGCUCUGCUGAUACUUCACGAGUAAGUUCUUCCAGUGCACUUUCUUCAUCUAGCCAGAGGUCCUUUUUUGAAGAUUUUGAUAGACUAUGUGAUCUUUUCAUCUGGGGGGAAGGAACUGGUGAUGGAUUGUUGGGUGGGGGUGUGCACAAAGUCGGAGAGAUUUCUGGUGCUAAAAAAGAUGCAUUUCUGCCAAAGGCUCUGGAAUCAACACUGGUACUUGAUGUUCAGAAUAUUGCUUGUGGAAGUAGACAUGCUGUUUUAAUUACAAAAAGGGGAGAGGUAUUCAGUUGGGGUGAGGGAUCUGGUGGUAGGCUUGGACAUGGAGUAGAAACUGACAUUGCUAAUCCAAAACUAGUAGAGACUCUCAAUGGAUUGAGUAUCAACUCCGUUGCUUGCGGUGAAUAUCAUAAUUGUGCUCUCACAGUAUCAGGAGACCUCUAUACAUGGGGAGAUGGAACUCAUAAAUUAGGCCUUCUUGGUCAUGGAAAUGAAGUUAGCCACUGGACUCCAAAAAAAGUAACUGGUCAGAUGGAGUGCUUAUAUGUGUUGUCUGUUUCUUGUGGACCCUGGCAUUCUGCAGCUAUCACUUCGCUAGGUCAAUUAUUCACAUUUGGAGAUGGAUCCUUUGGUGCUCUAGGUCAUGGAGAUCGUAGCAGCUCAAGUGUUCCCAGGGAAGUUGAAACUCUAAAAGGAUUUCGAACAGUAAGGGUUUCUUGUGGAUUUUGGCAUACUGCUGCUGUAGUAGAUGUUUCUUUUCAAUCAACAAGUUCAGAAACCUCAUCAGGUGGAAAGCUAUUCACAUGGGGAAAUGGGGAUGAAGGCCAACUUGGACAUGGGGAUAAAGAACCUAGACUUUUACCAUUCUGCAUUACUGCUCUUGAAGAGAUGAGCUUUUGUAAAGUGGCCUGUGGUCAAAGCAUCACAGUUGCUCUUACAGCCUCAGGUGAAGUAUACACUAUGGGAAGAGCGGACUAUGGACAACUGGGAAAUCCUGGACAUGCUGGUGGGCUGCCCACUUGUGUGCAGGGAAAAUUGAAAAACAUUUUUAUUGAAGAUAUAGCUUGUGGCUCUUUUCAUGUUGCGGCCCUGAGUUUGACAUCUGAAGUUUACACCUGGGGGAGGGGAAAAAAUGGUCAGUUAGGGCAUGGGGACUUUAAUGACAGGGACAUUCCUACACUAGUUGAAGGUCUGAGGAACAAACAAGUAAAGGCUUUAGCUUGUGGGAACAACUUCACUGCUGCUAUAUGUCUUCAUAAACAAGUGUCUCUAGCUGAUCGUUCAACUUGUUCAGGUUGCACUCGUCCGUUUAAUUUCAAAAGGAAAUGUAAGAACUGCUACAAUUGUGGGCUUGCCUUCUGCAGGGCAUGCUGCAGUAAGAAAUCUCUAAAAGCUUCUUUGGCUCCAAAUAUGAAGAAACCCUAUCGAGUUUGUGACAAUUGCUUUGCCAAACUGCAUAAGGGCUCGGAUUCAGGUUUUAGUUUUCUACCUCCCAAGGCCUUGAGCGGAACCAAGGGGAGAAAUGCUGUUGAGGAAAAGGAGAAAGAGAACUUUCACACCAAACCUCAUGGUUUUCUUUCUAAACUCUCCUCUUUUGAUUCAUUCAGACGAUCUAAUAUUGGACAUUACAAGAAGAGCCUAAAGUCAACCUCAAUCAGUGGGCAUUCCUCUUCCAUCAGUAGUGACAAUUCACUAUGUGAUAAGUCAUGCAUACCAACUCCAUCAAGGUCUAUGUUGGACUACCCUGAGAAAGUAUCUAUUUCUGCUCCUGGUUCAACAGGGCAUUCUCAACCAUCAUCUCCUUGCUCUAGAGGAUCAAGUCCAUUUCAAUCUGCAUUGGUUAUGCCUUCUUCUUCUCCUCCUCUUUCAAUUCCUGAUGCAGUAUUUGAUGAUUCAAAGCAGAAAAGUGACAGUUUGACAAAAGAAAUAUUGCUCUUGAGAGAACAGGUGGAGAUUCUUACCUGCAGAUCUCAGUUCCUGGCAUCAGAACUGGAAAGAACAUCAAGCCAAAUAAAGAACGCUACAGAAUUAGCAAGGUAUGAGGCAGAGAAAAACAAUGCUGCAAAGGAAGUAAUAAACUCACUGAUCAGGCAGUUGAGGGACAUGUCUGCAAAAGUGCCUCAAGGGGCUUCCUCGUGCAGAACUUCGGAUCCAUUUUCAGAGAACAACUCCAAUUCCCUGAGCAUUUCUUCUUCCUGGAGCCAAUUAACCAGCUAAGCUCCAAUGAGCUUGGGAGGUGUUCUGCACAUAGUUGUAGAGGAUGUCUGACAUUAAGUAGAUUUAGACACUAACUCAAGCCACUUGGCAGUCUUCUGGACAAAUUCACUUCAGUUUUGGACUGUCUUCUCUGUCUAUCUGUUGCAGCUUGAGACAUUGACAACUAAGAUCGAUAUCCGAGCAAAUGAUAAACUGAUGCAGUUAGAGCAGCAAGACUUGGGUUGUACCAUAUCUUCGGCUUUAUAGCUACCCUUUUUCUGAGAGCUCUUUCACUUUUGUUUUGACAGUAAUGAAAUUCUGCUUCAGAUGUGAUGUACAGUCAUUCUUGCCCGGUGUAUGGUUAGCAUUACGUGUAGAGGCGUUAGAGAGUAGGCAAGGAAAAGAACGCUAAGAUGCAGUUCAGCAUUCUGCUGCGAAGCGUGAUUUUCUCAUGGUGCUUCCAUGCAAUGUCGGUUUUUUCUUUUCAGGGUAUUUUGAAAUUUGAUCCCUAUUGUGAAAUUUCCGCAGCUAAUAUGAAGGAUUGCCUUCAUCGCCUGCUUAUAGUUUGUUCCAAUUUUCUUGUGAUGACUGUUUUUCCAGAAUGUUGGAAAAACAAAAAAGAGAAAGAGAACAACUUUUGAAUACAAAA
Molecule: messenger RNA, 4832 nt
Organism: Coffea arabica (coffee)
Lineage: Eukaryota; Viridiplantae; Streptophyta; Magnoliopsida; Gentianales; Rubiaceae
Source: RefSeq, a predicted model, not a curated record